AUGCAGUUCAGCUUUGUCAAUGUCACAGGUCCAAAGAAGACUCGGAGAGAGGCGCAUCUAGAGUUGGCGGAAAUUCGAUCUCACAACACACGACUAAUACACCAACGCAGGAGGAAGCAGACACAAGAGACACGCAGUGUUUCGCGAGGAAAGGCACAGUCGACUUACUCGGCACAAUCUCCGCGCACGACGACAUCUCCAGAAGCGGAGCCUAGAUCACCAGAACCUGCAGAGGGUCUAAUUGCUCUGCAGCAGAUACCUGCCUCCAAACAUGACCCCCUACAGCACCUGUCAGGGUCGUCCGACCCUUUUGAUGCAUUCGGAAACAUCCAAGUCACGCCUGAGAUGAACAGCUUACUAGGGUUCAUGCGCCAUGAAUACCUGCCUUGUAUCUUCAUUACACCCAUGGCACUAAAGCUCUGUGGCCAGAAGUCGUACACGUCUCAGAUGAUCGAGCAAGAGCUGGUUCCCGGUGCUCCGUUGAUCAAACGUGAAUUCUAUAGGGCGAUGGUGAAUCCCAAAAAUGCUCCCGGAUGGAUUGCGAGCCGAAUUCCUAUUGUUUUCAGUAUGCUACCACAGUCCAGCUGCGAGCAGUUCGAAAAUGUCGCUGCUCAGGUUCGCCUGCAGAGCUUCAAGCAACUGAGAGAAGACCUCGCACUACAGGAGCAGACCGGUACCUCGGACAUUUCACUCGUUAUCCAGAUUGUGCAUAUGUUCAAGUCUGGUUUGAUGGAGAACCAACCAGACAGCGCACGCGUUCACGCGUGGGCACUAAGGCGUAUAGGUGACAUCGUUUCUGAUGAUCCGUACCUGGCCUUGGAUCUAUUCUGCACGCUGAUGUACACCGAUGCCGACUAUGCCAUCAGCAACAUGCGCUAUACGCUGCUCGACUACGACCACUGGCUUAACCAGCAACUGGAGCCAUAUUGGCAGAGGAUCGAAGUAGCUCUGCCAGAUAUCGGCAACGCUUAUGAAGAAGUGGAUGAGUCGGUGGGUUUUCCUAAAGUCCGCGGAGCACUUGUACGACUGCGGCGAACCCUCGCCAUUGCCAACAUGGGGAUCGAUAUGACCGUCCAAGAGAACCAGGCGCGUGUUGUAUACAUCUACCGAUGGGCUGCAAAUCGGACACAUCAUGAUUCGGCACAGCUGAAUGACCACUACCAUAAUAUGAUGGCGUCGAUACCAACCGCCGACCCGGAAGAGGAGACCACACGACAUGGAGAGGCCGCUCUGACGCUUGCAACGCUGUAUUGCAUCAGGAAGUACAUGCAUACGGCUAUCUACAGAGGCGUUGACAUUAGAGAUGUCUCUCACGUCAUCAUUCCGCGGCUCAGGGACGCUAUUGCUAAGACUCUCCUUACCGCCUCACUCCCGCAGCCAUGGCAAUACCAAAAGGCACUUUUCUGGGCACUUUACUGUGGCGCACACUACGAGGAAAGCCUUCGCCGCGGUCUGGCAAAGCCCUGCGAUCCGCCUACGGACGGCUGGUUCGGUCAAAUGCUGGUGACAGUGGCGACUCAGAUGAAUGUUCUGCGCUGGAACGAUGCGCAGGAACACCUAGAGAAGAUCGUCUAUUCAGACCUUCUUGCCCCAACUGGAGCCGAAUGGUUCGAACAGCUAAUGACACCUGUCGUUCCGAGCGAACUUGUACAGGGGCGAAGGAUCGACCUCAGUUGGCAGGAGCCGUAUACUGUCAGACGAAAGGCUGGAGAAUAG
This is a messenger RNA of Cyphellophora europaea CBS 101466, 1716 nucleotides long. RefSeq lists its product as uncharacterized. The transcript has a single exon. Lineage: Eukaryota; Fungi; Ascomycota; Eurotiomycetes; Chaetothyriales; Cyphellophoraceae. The record is from RefSeq and is a predicted model, not a curated record. Bases 1 to 1716 code for a protein of 571 amino acids.